AUGGCACCUACCGCCGCAGUCAGCGUGUCUUCGGAGGUCACAUCCUCCGCAUACUGCUCCAACCUUUGCUCGACCCUUUCUCUCAGCACCGAAUACAACACCAAUGUUAUCUCUUGCAAUGCCAUUCCCUCCAACCAGUCGACACCUCUACCCGCUGGCCAGGCUACCGCUCAGUGCGGUACCACCUUCACCCCUAAGGUUGAUAUUUGCCGUGUCACCCUCAGCAUCACCACUAGCGGCUCAUCGUCCACAUACAUGGAGGUCUGGCUCCCCAACAACGGCACUGAGGCAUGGAACGGCCGCACCUUGAGCACCGACAAUGGAGGUGCCAACGGAUGUGUCCAUUACGUCGACAUGAGUUACGUGACCAGCCUUGGGUUCGCCGCGAUCGGUGACAACGGUGGGCACAACGGCUCCGCGUUCGACGGUGGAUGGAUGUACUUCGAGAACGAGGAGAUCCUCGACUGGGUCUACCGCGCACGCCACGCCUCUGUUGAGGCCGGCAAGCAAGUCACCGAUCAGUUCUACGGCCAGAAACACAGCUACUCUUACUACAUGGGCUGCUCUACCGGUGGUCAACAAGGUCUUCACUCUGCUCAGUACUACCCUAACGACUUCGACGGUAUUAUCGCCGGUUCUGCUGCUGCUGACUUCAACCAUCUCCAGGCGUGGUCUGGUCGCUUCGUUCAGCUCACUGGCCAGAACAGCUCCGACCCUCGCUUCUUGACUUCCGACCAGUGGAUCUUCGUGCAAAGCUACAUCUUCGCCCAGUGUGACGAGGCUCUUGAUGGUGUCAACGACGGUAUCCUCGAGGACCCUACGAUCUGCGACUUCGACGUCUCUGCCAUUCCAAUCUGCGCCAGCGGCUCCACCACCAACUGCUUGACUGCUGACCAGGUUAGCACCGUCUACCAGGUCUUCACCGAGCUUUACAACGAUGCCGGAGAGCUCCUCUACCCAUCCCUCCUCUACGGAUCCCAGGUCGAUGCUUUCCGUCUUGGCCAGCUCUCCGGCUCUGUCCAGGGUAUCUCCAAGUCCUGGUACGGCGGUGGAGUCUGGAACAACAGCUACUACGAUGCCCUCAACAUGAACCAGACCGACUACGCUCAGGCCGAUGCUGAGGACGAGCUUCACGGCCACGUUUCUGGCUUCAGCGGCGACCUCAGCGCUUUCAAAAACGCGGGCAAGAAGAUGAUCAUGUACCACGGUAUGGCUGAUCCUCUCGUCUCUGGUGGUAACAGCCAGCGCUACUACCUCAAGGUCGCCAAGCAGCUUGGACUUGACAACAACGGCAUGGAUGCUUUCCUCCGCUACUUCCGUAUCUCCGGUAUGGCUCAUUGCGGUGUCGGCGGUAUUUCUGGUGCCGGUGCAUGGAUGUUCGGCCAGAGCGGCCUCGCUGCUGUGCCAGGUGUCUCCGGCAACGUCGUCUGGGAUCUCGUUGACUGGGUCGAGAGCAACAACGCCCCUGAGACCAUCACCGGUACCAAGUUCUGGUGGGACCAGGCCAACCUAGGUAUUGAGUUCCAGCGUGCCCACUGCCGCUUCCCAUACAGGACUACCUACAACGGUAACGGCGAUUCCACCGACCCAUCGAAUUGGAGCUGCAAGUUCAUUGAUGACUGGCAGCAGUGUGCUGUUGGUGCUCACCCGCGUCUCUGCAACGUGGACGGCAGCUUCAAUUAG
This is a messenger RNA of Recurvomyces mirabilis, 1683 nucleotides long. RefSeq lists its product as uncharacterized. The transcript has a single exon. The record is from RefSeq and is a predicted model, not a curated record. Lineage: Eukaryota; Fungi; Ascomycota; Dothideomycetes; Mycosphaerellales; Teratosphaeriaceae. Bases 1 to 1683 code for a protein of 560 amino acids.